Molecule: messenger RNA, 873 nt
Organism: Ylistrum balloti
Lineage: Eukaryota; Metazoa; Mollusca; Bivalvia; Pectinida; Pectinidae
Exons: 2
Coding region: 1-873 (290 amino acids)
Biological process (GO): microtubule cytoskeleton organization
Cellular component (GO): microtubule
Molecular function (GO): microtubule binding; calmodulin binding
Source: RefSeq, a predicted model, not a curated record
AUGUACAGAACAAUUGCUUACAAACACUGGGUAAAUGUACAGAACAAUAGCUCACUAACACCAGAAGGUGUACAGAACGAUAACUCACUAACAGCAGCAGGUGUACAGAACGAUAACUCACUAACAGCAGCAGGUGUACAGAACGAUAACUCACUAACAUUUACAGGUGUACAGAACGAUAACUCACUAACAGCAGCAGGUGUACAGAACGAUAACUCACUAACAGCAGCAGGUGUACAGAACGAUAACUCACUAACAGUAGCAGGUGUACAGAACGAUAAAUUAGUAACAGUAUCAGUAUCAGGUGUACAGAACGAUAACUCACUAACAGCAGCAGGUGCAAAGAACGAUAACUCACUAACAGUAGCAGGUGCAAAGAACGAUAACUCACUAACAUUUACAGGUGUACAGAACGAUAACUCACUAACAGUAUCAAGUGCAAAGAACGAUAACUCACUAACAGUAUCAGAUGUACAGAACGAUAACUUAGUAACAGUGUCAGGUGUACAGAACAAUAACUUAGUAACAGUGUCAGGUGUACAGAACGAUAAUUCACUAACAGUAGCAGGUGUACAGAACGAUAACUCACUAACAUUUACAGGUGCAAAGAACGAUAACUCACUAACAGUAGCAGGUGCAAAGAACGAUAAUUCACUAACAUUUACAGGUGUACAGAACGAUAACUCACUAACAUUUACAGGUGUACAGAACGAUAACUUAGUAACAGUAUCAGGUGCAAAGAACGAUAAUUCACUGACAUUAACAGGUGUACAGAACGAUAAAUCACUUACAGUAUCAGGUGCAAAGAACGAUAACUCACUGACAAUAACAGGUGUACAGAACGAUAACUCACUAACAGCAGCAGGUGUAUAG